AUGAGCACGCCUCUUACUACUCCAUCGAUUAUUAUUCGUAGUUAUCAAGCAGACGACUUAUCUGCAUGUCAAGCUUUAAUCAUAGAUGCAAACAAGGACUACGAGAAUCCUAUCGAAUAUUAUAAUCUAGCUUUUCAGACGGAUAUGGCAGAUAUUGAGAAAAGUUAUCUCCAAGUCCCAAAUGCUCAUUGGUGGGUUGCUGUUUCAACAGAAGAUAACCGUAUCGUCGGUCAAGUAGCAUUGCAGCCUCUACAUCUUGGAGAUCCAUCGUACUACAAUUGUUCACCGUUAGAAGAACGCGAUCAAAUCUGUGAGUUGCGACGAAUGACUGUACAUCCAACAGUUCAAAGACUUGGUAUUGGUUCUCGUCUAUUAGAAACUCUGUUGAGCUUUGCUAGGGAGCAUGGUUAUCGUCAAGUACAUUUAACAACAUUAACUAACAUGAGCAAAGCCUGUUCAUACUAUGAAAAGUUGGGAUUUACGAAAGGUGAUGUGCAUUGGUAUCCAUUAACGGAUAUGAGCACCACACGAAUGUUGAAUAGUAAAGAUCAUAUUGGAGAAAUUCUUCCAGCACCAACUAUCUUCAAAUCAGGAAAUUCCAUCCCCGUAGAAGAUCAGGAGCGAAUGAAAUUACCACCAACAAAAACGAAAUACAUUUAUGUGCAACAUUUUUUUCUAACACUGUGA
Molecule: messenger RNA, 687 nt
Organism: Rotaria socialis
Lineage: Eukaryota; Metazoa; Rotifera; Eurotatoria; Philodinida; Philodinidae
Source: the annotation of a GenBank genome assembly